Messenger RNA from Melozone crissalis (California towhee), 3317 nucleotides. It is a transcript of the gene TMEM62, whose product is annotated as transmembrane protein 62. Gene Ontology annotation, molecular function: hydrolase activity. The record is from RefSeq and is a predicted model, not a curated record. The transcript has 13 exons. Lineage: Eukaryota; Metazoa; Chordata; Aves; Passeriformes; Passerellidae. Bases 607 to 2439 code for a protein of 610 amino acids.
AUAGAAAAAAUCUUACAUUUCUUACUCUCCCCAAAUGUCUCUUCUGAUGUGAGGGCUUUCACUGAUUCAGAAAUGAACAGCAUCUUCUACAGUUACAUACAAAUCAUAUCAUCAUUUCUUAGGCAAUAUUUGCCUUCUUGAAGGCACAUGGAAUGAGAUCUAAACACACUUGUUUGAUCCAUUAAAAUGCUUGGAUAGAAUGUUAAAAGUCCUUUCACUCAGCUGCUGGAAAUGUCACACCAGGUACAAAAUAAAUUUUCAGUACAUUUCAAGUUCUAGGUAGCUUUAACCUAUUGCUUUGCAGAACUGCUUUGUAUUCUUACUUGCAGCAGGACCACUGUAUUGCACAGAAACUGCCAGAAUUUGAAAGGCAACAGGCCACUUGCAGCCAUCACAAUUUACUGUGGAUACCUACGUAUUUACUCAUACUUUUGUAUGCGCCUAGUUUUAAGGAAAUUUUCUUGAUGUAAAUGUGAUUUUAGGGGUUAGAGUUGCAAUAUCAUUUGCUUGUUCUGCUUUCCUUCUCCCCUAGUCAUCCACUUUUGUUUCUCCCUGUAUCCCUUACACUGACACGAAUCACUGUGACUGCUCUUAUGUUGCAUUCUAAUGUAUACUUGGCUUUGCAGAACAGCCUGGGUAGCAAUAACCCUUUUACUUGGGGCAGUGUUUCAGUCUUCUCUUUUGCAGGUGUCAGAUAUUCAUAUCAGCAAAUUUCGGGAUCCCAAACGAGCUCCUGACUUUGAGAAAUUUUGUUCAGAAACAAUUGAUGUAAUUCAGCCAGCACUUGUUCUAGCAACAGGUGAUCUGACAGAUGCUAAGACAAGAGAUAAACUGGGAUCUGAGCAGGUAGAAGAUGAGUGGAAAACUUAUCAGUCAAUCCUGAAGAGAUCAAGGGUCAUGGAAAAAACCAAGUGGAUAGACAUCAAAGGGAAUCAUGAUUCAUUCAACAUUCCACGCCUGGACAGUGUUCAGAAUUAUUACAGGAAAUACUCUGCCUGGCAUAAAGAUGGCUCUUUCCAUUACAUCCACACUACCUCUUUUGGGAACUAUUCAUUCAUCUGCGUGGAUGCCACACUCAGCCCAGGCCCUAAAAGACCCUAUAAUUUUUUUGGGAUUUUAAACAUGAAUCAAAUGGCAGAGCUGUCUUUGAUGGCAACAGAAAGUCUACACAGCAACCAUACUAUCUGGUUUGGCCACUACCCCACCUCCACAAUCAUCUCCCCAUCCCCUGGAAUACGAACACUAAUGAGUUCUGCCACAGCCUAUUUAUGUGGACAUCUCCAUACAAUGGGUGGGCUGAUGCCAGUCUUGCACAGUCAACACCGUGGUGGCACUCUGGAACUUGAAUUGGGAGACUGGAUGGAUAACAGGAGAUACAGGAUCCUUGCGUUUGAUCAUGACCUCCUCAGCUUCGCAGAUCUCAACUUUGAAGAGUGGCCUGUAGUUCUCAUCACCAAUCCCAAAUCCUUCCUUUACAGCAGUUCUACUCAUGAACCACUAGUCAAAAUUCUUUAUUCCACUCAUAUCAGAAUUCUGGCAUUCUCUCCUUCUGUCAUUAUCUCUGUCAAAGUCUACAUAGAUGGAGUUCACCUGGGGAAUGCACAUCAGGUGUCUGGCCCUCUCUAUGUGCUGAAAUGGAGCCCACAAAACUACAGUGAAGGGUUCCAUCACAUAGAUGUGACUGUCCAGGAUGCUUCAGGAAGAAUUGGCACACGGGGCCAUUUAUUUGGUAUGGAAGAAAACCUCUCUCUUAGAUUUGACUUUUGGUCAUCUGUUAUUCUUCUCACUGACCACUAUGUCCUAGCCCGAGUGCUCUUUGGACUGACUGUGCUGAUUCAGAUUACCUUACUUGUUGUUUUCCGACACCUCCAAAAGCCAGCACUCAAAGGAAAGCUGGGAUUACUUACUCUGACUUCAUAUUCUCUUCAUGUCUUCAGUAAAACAAACACCUUCUAUUACUCAAUUCUGGUCCUGAAUUUAUACACCAUUCUGGGACCAUGGUUUGUAGGUGAACUGAUAGAUGGCCAGAUGGGGGCCUGUUUUUCCUUUGGAGUGUUUGUUGGUGGUUCCUUCUUACAGGGCAGUAUGACAUUUGUGGUUGGGAUUUUACAGAUGAUGUUUUUCAACCUGCCAUUGAUGGCCUAUCUGUGCUGGUGCCUGCUGCUGCGCUGCCAUGGCCACAGCUUCCGUUCCCACCUCCGUCACGCGCGCCGCCUCGUGGCUGUGCCCGUUCACCUGGCAAUGGUCCUGCUCCUGGCCUGGCAGGUCUACUCCUGCUAUUUCCUGCAACGCACUUACGGCACCUUGGCCUUCUUCCUGUCCCCAAUGAGAACGUGGCUGGUGCUACUGACCGCGGCUCUCAUUUAUAAAACCUGGACACUGAAAUCAUCACAGCUCAGAACUUACAUAACAGAGAUAAAAAACUGUCAAAGCUCCUGAAGUACAAUAUAAGUACUCCAAAUUCUGUCUUAAAAACUCUCAAGGUACAACCUUAUCAUUUUGUGAUGCUGGAAUUCCAUACACCCCACCGUUAAGUGGUAAGACCCAAAGCUGCACCUGCACUGCUACAGAACUGUAUUAAAUAGUUAAUGUACAAUAUGUUAUACACACUUUCCUUCUAUUAUACAACAUACUGUAUAAUACAUGUUACAUAAUACAGUUAUGGAUUAUACAUCAGUACAGUCAACUUUGGAAUAAUCUCAUCAAUGGGGUUUUUUUAGUGAUACAAAGAUAGAUACGUCCAUAUGGAUCACAAAUGGAAAUGUUUGCCUAUUACUACUGUGAAUAGAAAAAUAAUUAAUUAUUGAUUUUUAUAAUGCUGCAAAAUAUGAGCAUAGGACCUGAUGAGCUUCUAGAUUUGUGAUUCUUUGAUUUUUAUUUCAGAGUUGACAUGUGUUUUUACAAGACUAGACCAGAUGUCUUUAUGAAGUAAUAGUGAUUGCAAAGGUGCUGUAGUGGUCUUCACAGCCAGAGUCCUAUGCCCAAAGAUGUUUUCAGUUCAUAAUGCUGUAUACAAGCAGAUCAUAGGUGUGUGUAUGUAUUUGUGUUCAUGUUUACCUGAGCUGUGGCCUAUAGCUCUUGCCCUGGGAGUGCUGGCUAACUAACAGGCUGACUCUCUGGAAGGAAGGAGUUUCAUUUUGCACUACUAAGGCUGCCAGUCCUCCCACCCAUGACUGGUGAAAGGACAGUGAAUUAUCAGUGGUGCUGGGGUUUUCAGCUUCAAAGCAAAGAAUAGAAACAAUAGCCUCAGGAUGGGAGAGACUGUAGGAAUACUAUGGUCUGAUGCCUAUAAAGUCUGUAAUUUCUGUUUUUCUGGG